Messenger RNA from Alexandromys fortis (reed vole), 874 nucleotides. Its product is annotated as H-2 class I histocompatibility antigen, Q10 alpha chain-like. The record is from RefSeq and is a predicted model, not a curated record. The transcript is spliced from 2 exons. Bases 524 to 874 code for a protein of 116 amino acids. Gene Ontology annotation, molecular function: signaling receptor binding; peptide antigen binding. Gene Ontology annotation, cellular component: external side of plasma membrane. Gene Ontology annotation, biological process: antigen processing and presentation of endogenous peptide antigen via MHC class Ib; immune response; positive regulation of T cell mediated cytotoxicity. NCBI's taxonomy places the organism in Eukaryota, Metazoa, Chordata, Mammalia, Rodentia, Cricetidae.
GACAGAAAGGCAGACACGCAGUGGGGGGAGGGGGAAGAGAGACAGAGAGAGACUGAGAAGACCUAUCUCUCCGAUGAAUUCCCAGACGAGGUCGCUGCUGCCCACACACCCGCUGGCAUAUUUCUUCUGGCAGAGUCCCAGAACGGGUGGGACUGCAUCUUCGCUGCACGGAAUUAGAGAAGGCCCAGUUCAGUCUGCAGUCUCCCCUGAACUCCACAGUCUCUGAUUGGGACAGAAAGACAGGUUGACAAACCCUAGCUCUUUCCGGGAAGUCAGCACUGUGUGGGGUUCUCUGGCAGUGGCUCUCAGAGUUUCAGGGAGUGGGUGGUGACUGGGCGGUCUGCAUUCAGUUCCACUUUCCAGUCCCCACCCUCAUUGAUUUCUGCCCGAAUGUUGAUGACGUCACACAUGUUCUCACUCUCAUUUGAAGUCGGGUUCUGAGAUAAUCCAAUCAAUCAGGGUCACUCUGGUUUGUAAAGGUGCCCAAAAUCCGCCCAGAACCAGACGCUCAGGGUCCCCAAGAAUGGGGGCCACUGUGCCCCCAGCUCUCGGACUGAUGCUUGCGGCACCUUUGUUUUGUGCUCAAACCCACACAGGCUCACACUCCCUGCUGUAUUUCCGCACCACCGUGUUCCGGCCCGGCCUAGGGGAGCCGCGGUUCAUUUUCGUGGGCUGCGUGGACUACACGGAGUUCGUGCGCUAUGACAGCCACGCGGAGACUCCGAGGAUGGAGCCGCGGGCGCCGUGGAUGGAGAAGGAGGGGCCUGAGAGUUGGGACCUGCAGACCGAGAAGGCCAGGACGCAAGCACAACUGUCUGGAGGGAACCUGAUGACCCUGCUUCGCUAUUUCAACCAGAGCGAGGACGGUGAGUGA